AUGGUGGUCCGACCAGAGAGCAUCGAAGAGUGGUGCUUCCUGGUGCCGCACCUGUUCUCAGACGAAGGUUGGCAGAGAGUCGUCAAGAAGCCUUCGUCUGCACUAUUGCACUGCAGUGCCCCUUGGGGCGGGAGCUUGGUCAAGUUUGUCUUCUACGACCUUCUGGUGUUAGAUCCUCCGGAAGAUUCGGCCGAUGUCUUCAUCCGGCCGGAGACGCGAGCAUGGACAUGGAGCCGUGGCGUAGAAGCCGGGAUCGAGGGUGAGGGUCGUGAGUUGCAAGCCCUGAUCGCUCCGGGCGAUUGCUGCGAGCGCUACUGGGCAGAGUUUAAGUGGAGUCGGCUCUGCGACGCCUUGUUGGGCAUGCUUCAGCUGCCUCAGGCGACCGACAGCUUGCGAUUCGCACCAAAGGCCCUGCCAGUUGAAACGCGGGAGCGGCUUCGGCGCAACUUUCCGGAGAUGGGCGAUUGCUCUCUCCUGUGGGGCGACGAGGACCAGCUGUACGAUUGUGUCGUACUUUGCCGCCGACAGGAGUCUGGGCACUAUCUGUUGCAGCACAUCUCGUGGACGGUAAGAGUGCGCCUCCCCUGUUGGGCUCUACCACCUCUGCGUUUGACGCUCGACGUUUUCAGGGCCUCGGCGAACUGGUACCUGAACCGGCCUCAGAUUCUCACAGAGCGGCAAAGGGACAAGACACUCUACCUGGUGCUGACCCUCACAAGCUUUAAUUGGAAGUGGCCGCUGAUCCCUGCCCAUGACCCCGGAAGGCUCGGUGAGCGCAUCAGCGUUUAUCAGUCUUUGGAUGGGCAAGAGGUGCUGCCCUACCAGUGCGUUCUGCAGCGGGAGGACUGGCAUCGAGUCAGGGAGCGCUUUCGCGCAGCUUACCGCUUGCACAAGACUGCUUGCCGGCACGCCUAUGGUGGGAAAGCAGCGCCGAGAAUUCUCGAAGACACGACUCCGCGGUUUUGUCGCGAGGUCAGCUUGCGCUCUCUACAUCAGCGCCUUGAGCGGGCACAAUAUCGCAAUAGGCUCGUGGUGCGCAACACAUUCCUGGAGAGGGAGGAGGACGGCCUGGAGGGAGCUUUCGAUGCUGGGCGUGUAAAGGUGUGCAUGCACAGUGCAGAAAUGCGCAGUUCGUUCGCGGCACCCACAAGUUUUUGCAGGGAUUCGCAGGCUGAUGUGGUUGUCGAGGGAAGCUGCCAGUGGUUCCAGGCAUUGCUGCUGCAGGUGCAGGAAGAGCACGACCGCCAGCAGUCCGCGCUGCGCCGCGAGGUCGCACGGCUGCGCAGCGAGCUGUGCGACCGCGCGAUCGGAGACAAGGGGGAGCCUUGGGUGCCCUCGGAGCGGUCUACAGAGGACGAGAAAGUGGAGGCGGAGGUCGUCGCCUUGCGAAGCUCGGAUGGCCCUCUGCUGCAACUCUCCGGCGUGAUUCCGGUCGCCCCCCUGCCUCAGAAGCCAAAGGUGGUGUCGUUCGACGAUCCCGUGCCCGCCGGCUCUGCUUUCCUGAGUGAAGCUUCGCAGGUUGAAACCAUCCGCAGCCGCGCGAGCCUGGACAGCAAGGCCACCUUCCGACAGCGCGACGUUUGGCGCUCGGAGACUGGAGUCCUGGACCAAGAAUGGUCCCCGCAGCACUACAUCAAGGGCCACCAGACCUUGAAGAGGAAGCAGGAGAACCUCUUCCAACGCAGUGCCCGCACCAUGGAGAUGAUCCCUUCAGUGAAUUGCGGCUCUUGUCUCCUGCUCCUACAUCGUCGUCCUAUCCCGCCCUCGACGCCCCUCCGCUUGGUUUGGGACUUGAGCGGCCUCGCACUCAUCAUGUAUGACAUCUGCGCGAUCCCGUUGGAGGCCUUCGACUUUCCAAGGAUUCUCCUGCAGGAUGUGAUGGAUUGGCUUGCUUUGAUUUUCUGGACGGUGGACGUGGCAUUCAGCUUUGUCACGGGCUACUACCACAAUGGCCAGCUAAUUUUGGACCCCCACAAGAUCGCCAUUCAUUACCUGACCACCUGGUUCUUCCUGGAUAUUGUCUCAAGCCUUGCAAGUGCUUCCUGCGCUGCGGUGUUGGAUGUUAAGGGUGGAUAG
Messenger RNA from Symbiodinium natans, 2076 nucleotides. The record is from the annotation of a GenBank genome assembly. NCBI's taxonomy places the organism in Eukaryota, Dinophyceae, Suessiales, Symbiodiniaceae.